AUGGCGUCUUGGGGGGGGAAGACGGCGGUGGCGGCGAAAGUGAAGAAGAUGGCAGAGGAGGUGACAAGGGACAGGAGAGCGAUCGCGAUCAUGACGAUGACAGCGAUGAUGCUUGUUCUCUCGACUUUGAUAUUCUUUGCUGGGUUUGACACGCUGCACUCUGUGGUGGAAGUACAGCAAGGGGGUAGGGGGAGCGGAGGAGGGUUCAACUGGCGGGCAUGGAGAGCUCAGCAGCGGAGGCUGAUGAGGCGUUUGGAUGAAGUUGAGAAGGGGGUGGAUGCGAACAGCGAGGAUGAUUCGAAGUCAAGAGACAUAAAGUCCGUCCUCUCCAGUCUCAAGGACACACUAAGGCCACAUCCUAUGCCCCACUUGAACACAGUCCCCAUGGAUCAGGAACUUGCUAUCCUCAAGGUCCACAAGCAGAUGAGGACAGAGAAGAAGUUUCCCAAGGACAGAAUAGAAGGAGCAGGCGACGUGACGGGCAUCGUUGCUGAGCAGGACCGGGCGGACGAAAGGAAUGCGCUCAUGGAAGGGGAUGACGCGGGUCCAGACACCAAGACCAAGCAUCUCUUCGAGAACUGCGAGGAUGGUAGCUUGACAGUGGAGGAUGCAGAGCUUUGCUCGAGGAAGGCGCUUGCGAUCAAGAUGCUCACGCAUGCCGCCGUCCAGUCGCAGCUGUCGAACACUGGAAUGUCGCCGAUGGGCUCCAAGUCGGAGCCAUCACUGCAGACGAUGGAUCUGAUGAACGAUGCCACCAGUGAGCUCAUCAAGGACGCGAUCGUCGGGAAGGAAUACCUUGACUUCUUGCAUGGAGCGCCGGCAAGAGCUAAAGGCGGAGCAAGGAAGCAUCUCAAGAAAGCUUCUCACUCUGCCCAGAGCCCAUCGGAGGAGAAGGACGAGGCUUCAAGCAAGACGUCUGUGCGUCGUCAUGUGACCAAGAGCGAUGCCUUGCCGAAAGCCGAGCCUGCGCAUCCCUCUGCGCCUUCAGCUCACGAUGCUUCGGGUAGAACUCAGUCAGCCCCUUCGUCGCCCUCAGUCGAUGACUCGGAGAAGGGCGAAGCCAAGAAGACUGCAAGAGAUUCUGCUGAGCAUCACGACCUUAGCGCCAAGAAGAUGUCCUUGCACGGUGAUCUUCCUGUCUUGGCGAAGAUUGCCGAUGCUGCCAAGAUGGCCUCGAAGCACUCAGAUGCAAGCAAGACCUCAACGCCAACAGUGGACUCCAAGGUUCGCCUGGAGGACCUUGAGAGUCAGAUCUCAAGUGAGGAAGACAAGCUUGCUAAGGAGAAGAUGGAGUUCACCAAGGCGAUGCUGAAGCGGCAGAUCCAACUGCAGAAGGAAUUCUCCAAGAGCAUGAAACAGAUCCAUGAAGGUCUUGACCUGGUGGACGACUUCGGGGGUGCCAAGUCUUCUGUUCUGAUCCCGCCAGAGCCGACCUUGUAUGGCAGCAACAGUCUCCAGGUAGGUGCAACGGCUAAGAACGCCGCGAACCCGUCGAUAGCAGCGGUGAUGAAUGCAAUCAAGCAAUCUUCGCUCUUCUCAGUUCCAAAAGUCAAGGAUAACCAAGGAAAAGGGCAUCACGUCUCCUUUGAGGAUAAGGAGAAGCAGGUGUUGAAGGACGCCUUGGAUCGGCAGUUCGAUGAAGUCGCUUCUGACGGCUCGGCGAGUGACAAAGUGCGGGAGAACCACUGGCAGUCUCCGAGCUUCUCGGAGUUAGAGCCUAAGGAAGAUAUUCCAUUCCAUGCACACAAGUCCAAGAAAGCGAAGCUGAACCAGCAGAAGCUGCGGCUUCUCUCCAGCACGGUGGCCCCAGGUUCGUCACAGACACACGUGGGGCCGGCCACGUACCGAGAUCUCUCGACCAAGGCCACGAAGUAUCUCGACGAGGCGCUGAGCGAUGGAUCGCCGACUUUGAGUAAGGCUACGAAAGACGCCAUGCUCGCAGACGAGAAGAGAGGGGGAGCGACGGCCGAGCUGAACGAUGCAGAGGAAGUCCUGUGCACGGUAGCGAGGCUGAAGAAGGGACUGUGCUCACAUCGGGUGGGAGGCAGGAGAAUGCAAGGAAGGGGGUUGAGGGAGAGGAAUGUGGUCAGGGCGUCGCCGUCUGUCGCUACUCUGGCUGGGGACGUUGCGGGGAACAUCGAGAAAUUCUUUCACAAGAACGGAAUGACAAACUAA
This is a messenger RNA of Guillardia theta CCMP2712, 2175 nucleotides long. RefSeq lists its product as hypothetical. The coding region runs from base 1 to 2175 and encodes 724 amino acids. The transcript has 2 exons. The record is from RefSeq and is a predicted model, not a curated record. NCBI's taxonomy places the organism in Eukaryota, Cryptophyceae, Pyrenomonadales, Geminigeraceae.